Molecule: messenger RNA, 2823 nt
Organism: Papaver somniferum (opium poppy)
Lineage: Eukaryota; Viridiplantae; Streptophyta; Magnoliopsida; Ranunculales; Papaveraceae
Product: F-box/kelch-repeat protein At3g23880-like
Exons: 5
Coding region: 24-1268 (414 amino acids)
Molecular function (GO): protein binding
Source: RefSeq, a predicted model, not a curated record
CCCUCACUCAUCCUGCAGCAAAAAUGAGCAUUUCAUCUCGUACCAGAUCCAAACUUAAUCAAAGAGAAUCCAUAUCUCUGUUCUUAAAUCUUCCCGAAGGGGUUCACGAUGAGAUCUUUCUGAAGUUACCAGCGAAAUCCAUCUUGGUAUCUUGGUGUGUCUGUAAGCUUUUUUGUAAUCUACUUUCUAAACCUAAUUUCAUCAAAAAUCAUAGCAAUCGCACUAAUCAAAGCAAAACCAGCAACCCUAAGCUCUUGUUUACUCAAAUUCAGUCUUCGGGAGGUAAGCCCCCUCUGAUUUACUCUAUGCCUAUAGAUUAUUCUUCAAUUCCAUCAGCACCACCAUCAGAUGGAGCUCUUCUGAUAAACUACCCAUUUGAAUUUUUGGGUUCAUGUAAUGGCUUGAUUUGCUUAAGAAUAUUUAGUAUUGAUAGAGCUAAUUUUCACAAGGAAUUUAUUUCGGCGACUAAAUUCUGUAUUCUGAACCCAUUGACAAGAGAAUUUAAGGAAUUUAAAAGGCCUGAAGAGAGUUACAGCAAUGUUAGUGUUAGCUAUGGAUUUGGUUACGAUAGCAACAUUGAUGACUACAAACUAGUGAUGAUAUCAGAUUGUGAAAAAGGUGCUUGCUGUAAAAUUGAUGUUUAUACAGUGAAAUCAGAUUCAUGGAGUAGUAUUCAGGGCACAGUUAAAUUCUCAUGUCUCAGUGGUGAAGGAUAUAAUGGUGUGUUUUUCAAUGGAUGUCUUCAUUGGUUUGGAAGUAUUGGCAGUCAUGAAACGUCCUCUGAAGUUAUCUUCUCUUUUGAUAUCAGCAAUGAGAUAGUGGUGAAUAUGCCAUUACCUAAAGAUAUUAUGCUGCCUACGGAUUACACCGGAGAAGUUACUAAAAAUGUGGGAGUGUGGGGAGACUGCAUUGGUUUAGCUAUUUUCUGGGAUCCAGUUAGGAUUGAUGUGUGGGUGAUGCAGGAAUAUGGAGUGAAGGAAUCUUGGAUCAGAAAAUAUACCACAACACGACUGCCGGCGCGCUUGCAGUUGCAAGAAAUUCCAUUUUGGAAGCCGCAGUGGUGCUUUAACAAUGGUGAAAUUCUAGUAGAUUGUGGCAGGCAAAUACUUUUAUAUGAACCAAAAACUGGAAGAGUUACAUUGGUGGUGAUCCGUGAUAUUACUAUGGGCAGAAGUCGAGAGAGUUAUGUGGAGAGCAUAGUCUCACUUGGAUCUGGUACAUAUCUGGAGAAACCGAUUACAGAUGGGGUCAUGAAGAAUUCCCAGUGACAACAGGUGAGCAGAAAGAUAGGCAGAGACUGAAGGGAGGAGCUUGAAGAUAUCUUUGGUGGUGGUGGUGGUGGUGGUGGAUCUCUAUUGAUAGUCAGAUAUGGAAGAACAAUGAUCCACGUCUUACUUAAUUAGUAAUGAAUAAACAGAUGCAGAACUAAUCAACUUCAAUGAUGAAAGUAAGAACAAUAACAAAAGAUCGGAAUUGGAACUUUUGCUUUCUGUGUCAUCAUCUUGCUUUUGGAAUGUAAAUUUUAUGAAAGAUAGUGUCAGACCAAGACAAUAUACAUUGUUAGAUUUGCGGAGUACAAGUGCAUAGAAAGAUGAGAUCGAGGAUCAGCUGCGAACCAGAUUGCUCUUGUGAACAUGAACUAUCGGUUGCGCAAAACUGACAGUAGAAAAUGAUCAGCAAAAAUGAGCGUUUCAUCUCGUACCAGAUCCGAAUUAAUUAAGCAAAGAGAAGAAUGAAGAUCGCUCGUACACUGUGAAAUCAGAUUCAUGGAAUAUUGUUCAGCGCAACUUCAAUUACUCAUUUUGUGUUCUCUGUGAAGAAGUAUCUCAAUAUUAUACUGCUGGUAAAGGAUUUCAUGGUGUGUUUUUCAAAAAAGCUCUUCAUUGGUUGGGAAGUAUUGUCACCGAAAAAAACUCGUCCGAUGUUAUAGUCACUUUUAAUAUGAGCACUGAGACAAUGGUGGAUAUGCCAUUGCCUGAAAAUGGGAUGCCACCUAUAGAUUUUCAAGGGGAAAUGUACUCAAAUUUGGGAGUGUGGGGAGACUGCAUUUGUAUAGCUUGUAUUUGGGGACCAGUUAAAAUUGAUGUGUGGGUGAUGCACGAGUAUGGAGUAAAAAAAUCUUGGAAUAAAAAGUAUACCACUACCACAACCCAAGUACACGGGCCAUGUAUUCCAUAUUGGCAGCUGCUAUGGUGUUUUGACAAUGGACAAAUUCUAGUAGAGAACUGUCGCAGGCAUUUGCUUUUAUAUCAUCCAGCAAAUGAAAGCGUUAGAUCAGUGGUGGUCCGUGAUAUUACUAUGAAAAAUAAUCGAGAGAGCUAUGUGGAGAGCAUAGUCUCACUAAACUCUGGUACUUAUCUAAAGAAACGAAUUACAGAUGGGAUCGUGAAGAAUUCCAAUCGAAUAUAGUUAAGAUGAACAGGUAAUUAAUGUCAGAGAGAAGGCUCUAAAGAUCUCAUCAUUAUAACUGACAUCACAACAAUGAAUCACUGUAACUUUGGACCGAGUCUUUUCUUGUUUGAGCAAUGGUCCAUGAAGGUUUCUGCCAGUGAAGAAGUCUACCGUAUUUUGGAGUUUCAAAAUGCUACCGUGUGAAGCUGCAAAUAGCCUGAUCUUCACCUAGUUCAGUACGUUAUAUAUUAAACUAGUUCGAAUUUCGUUUAUUGUGUUAUGUGACCUUGUGUAGUUGCUUUGAGUCUGGAGACAGCCUACUUAGUAGUUAAACCGAACCUUUAAAUAUGUAUAUACUGCUGAAGCUGAUAUUCCUGUUGGGAAAACUUUAAUCCAAUAGAUAUUCGUAGUGUCGGCUAGUUGAUGUUUGAA